AUGUAUUGUUGCAAACAAGAGAGUUCCUUUGAAAGAAGAAAAACCAUAAAAGCGGAAAGAGUCGUCAUUGAUUACCCUGUACGUACUGCACAGGCAGUCGUCAUUGAUUACCCUGUACGGACUGCACAGGCAGUCGUCAUUGAUUGCCCUGUACGGACUGCACAGUCAGUCGUCAUUGAUUACCCUGUACGGACUGCACAGUCAGUCGUCAUUGAUUACCCUGUACGGACUGCACAGGCAGUCGUCAUUGAUUACCCUGUACGAACUGCACAUGCAGUCGUCAUUGAUUACCCUGUACGGACUGCACAGGCAGUCGUCAUUGAUUACCCUGUACGGACUGCACAGUCAGUCGUCAUUGAUUACCCUGUACGGACUGCACAGUCAGUCGUCAUUGAUUACCCUGUACGGACUGCACAGUCAGUCGUCAUUGAUUGCCCUGUACGGACUGCACAGUCAGUCGUCAUUGAUUACCCUGUACGGACUGCACAGUCAGUCGUCAUUGAUUACCCUGUACGGACUGCACAGUCAGUCGUCAUUGAUUGCCCUGUACGUACUGCACAGGCAGUCGUCAUUGAUUACCCUGUACGGACUGCACAGGCAGUCGUCAUUGAUUACCCUGUACGGACUGCACAGGCAGUCGUCAUUGAUUACCCUGUACGGACUGCACAGGCAGUCGUCAUUGAUUACCCUGUACGGACUGCACAGUCAGUCGUCAUUGAUUACCCUGUACGGACUGCACAGUCAGUCGUCAUUGAUUGCCCUGUACGUACUGCACAGGCAGUCGUCAUUGAUUACCCUGUACGGACUGCACAGUCAGUCGUCAUUGAUUACCCUGUACGGACUGCACAGUCAGUCGUCAUUGAUUACCCUGUACGCACUGCACAGGCAGUCGUCAUUGAUUACCCUGUACGUACUGCACAGGCAGUCGUCAUUUAUUACCCUGUACGGACUGCAAAGUCAGUCGUCAUUGAUUACCCUGUACGGACUGCACAGUCAGUCGUCAUUGAUUACCCUGUACGGACUGCACAGUCAGUCGUCAUUGAUUACCCUGUACGGACUGCACAGUCAGUCGUCAUUGAUUACCCUGUACGGACUGCACAGGCAGUCGUCAUUGAUUACCCUGUACGGACUGCACAGUCAGUCGUCAUUGAUUACCCUGUACGGACUGCACAGUCAGUCGUCAUUGAUUGCCCUGUACGGACUGCACAGUCAGUCGUCAUUGAUUACCCUGUACGUACUGCACAGUCAGUCGUCAUUGAUUACCCUGUACGGACUGCACAGUCAGUCGUCAUUGAUUACCCUGUACGGACUGCACAGUCAGUCGUCAUUGAUUACCCUGUACGUACUGCACAGGCAGUCGUCAUUGAUUACCCUGUACGUACUGCACAGGCAGUCGUCAUUGAUUACCCUGUACGUACUGCACAGGCAGUCGUCAUUGAUUACCCUGUACGUACUGCACAGGCAGUCGUCAUUGAUUACCCUGUACGGACUGCACAGGCAGUCGUCAUUGAUUACCCUGUACGUACUGCACAGGCAGUCGUCAUUGAUUACCCUGUACGGACUGCACAGGCAGUCGUCAUUGAUUACCCUGUACGUACUGCACUGGCUUAUAUUGGUCCACACUGA
Messenger RNA from Dreissena polymorpha, 1626 nucleotides. RefSeq lists its product as uncharacterized. The record is from RefSeq and is a predicted model, not a curated record. Bases 1 to 1626 code for a protein of 541 amino acids. Lineage: Eukaryota; Metazoa; Mollusca; Bivalvia; Myida; Dreissenidae. The transcript has a single exon.